Messenger RNA from Cottoperca gobio, 3851 nucleotides. RefSeq names its product cytospin-A. The transcript is spliced from 12 exons. Gene Ontology annotation, molecular function: protein binding. The record is from RefSeq and is a predicted model, not a curated record. The coding region runs from base 458 to 2263 and encodes 601 amino acids. Lineage: Eukaryota; Metazoa; Chordata; Actinopteri; Perciformes; Bovichtidae.
GGAAACAGGUUCUUCCUCACGCGGCCUAACGGUGCCCUCUAGUGGACACAUCCGGGGUUAUCGGCGCCAUCCCUCAUUGAUGUCUACAGUUUGUUUUCUGCUCUUUGGUUCCAUGUGCGGAUUUAAAUCCCGUCUUGUUUUCUUAUCAAGAUGUUUCCAGCAGCAACAUGUUGCUCGGAUUCAACUUUGUUCUAAGGCAAUGCAGUUACAUUUGUCUUUCUGCUGUUCCCGUUCCUCCUCCGCGAGGACGCAGCAGGGCAGUGCGCUGGGUUGAGCGGCGCUGAAAGAAGCAAAGCGUGGAGAAGAAGAGUUCACCAAACUCCGAACAAAAGCUAUUUGGGAGUUAUUUAUCCGCUUUCAAGGGUCACCUCCACAGUGCCACUUUGGUCUGGGCUGAGUGAAAGAGCAACAAGCACCUGCAGGGCCCCAUCAGUUGCCCAAACCCCAUUACUUCAAUAUGGGUAACUUUUCCAGCAAGGACGGCCAUGGACCCACAGGGACCCAUGGUGACAGUUUCCACACUCCUCCUGCUUCUCCACAGAGUGAUGAGCCUGAUUCCAUGCCCGGUGUCCCCCGACUCCUUCCCCUUACAUCACCUCAACCUUCCCCUGCAGCCCCAGUUUCAUCUCCACCUCCAGUCCCAGUCCUCACAUCCAGUGGGAAGAAAACACAGUCCAGCAGCACCCUUACCUCUUCCAGUCCCCCUCCUGAUUGGAGGCCUCAUCCACCAGUCAGUUUAAACAGCUCCACCAUUGGCCCUGGAGUCAGCCCGCUUUACAACAAACCAGGAAGCACUGUGGGUAAAGGACAACCUGCUUUGGGGAGAAAUGGGGGUCCUCCUACCUCCACACCUUGGCCUCUGGUCUCCAAGGGGAAGACUGUGGCCAUCAGCCCUACAAAGAGCACCUCUUCUCUGUGUAGUGCCUCACCUGUGGUGGGCAGCGCUUCUGGGCACAACUGGAGGGAAAGAGACAGUGGUCUGAGUCAGUCUUUACUGCCCGCUCCCGAAGCUGGAGACAACCAGGGCGAGGAGCUGGAGAAGCUGCUGGGGGAGUGUAAAACAACACUGGGUGUCACUGCCAGUCAGGAUGGGUCCACGAACACAGCAGAGAUACUGAAGCAUCUACUGACAGAAGUGAAGAGUUUGAAGAGUACUUUACAGACGGAGCGUGGGGAGUGGCUGCAGUUCCAGGCUGACCUGCAGGUGGCGGUGUCAGUGGCAGACCGCCUGAGAGCCGAAGCCGAAGAAGAGCUGACCGUGCUCCGAGUGGCGCACAAGGAUGUGGAGCGGGAACUGGCUGCGUCCCAGCAGAGACAGAAGGAGGCUGACAUGCAACUGGUCACCCUGAGAGGGGAGUUAAAGGAGAGCAGGCAGAGACUGGCUACUCUCGCCCGGGCUCCAUGUCAGGAACCUGAGAGGCCCAAUGGACAACCAACCAACAGCUGUGAAAGCAAGGAAGUGACCCAGCGGGGCAGGGAGCGGGGAGCGUACAGGUUGGGGUUGGAGAGUAGGAGUCAGAAUGAAUUGACGAAGAAUGUUGUAAGCGAGGAGGCCAGAAGAGACUGUAAAGGUGUGACGAAGCGUUACCUGAGAAAUGUGACCAACGAGGACAGGAGUGGAGAGGAGGUGCGAUCCAGCGACACACGAAGGACGGCAACCACAGAGAGGUCAAGAAGCCUGUCCAGAUUACCUGCUUCCUCAGGCUCCCCCACCGUGCAGAAUGGAACUUCCCAGCCCAAUACUGCCUCAACAGUUGGACCCACAAACAAGAACUUGGGGCAACUAAGAGGCAGAAGAAGUCUGGAUUGGCAAGACAGCAGGUCAAGCACUGACACAGGAAAACGUGAGGAGUCUCUAAACAAAUACAACUCUGCCCUCACUGAGCUGCCUCCCACCAAAUCCCAGGAUGGUUUCAACCUGCUGCUGCGUCGCCAUGGAGGCUCAAAGAGAAACUCGCUGCUCCGCUGGUGUCAGAGUCGAACACAAGGCUACAAGAAUAUUGACAUCACCAACUUCAGCAGCAGCUGGGCCGACGGUCUCGCCUUCUGUGCCGUCUACCACACCUACCUCCCCUCACACGUCCCUUACACCGCUCUCACUCCGGAGAACAAGAGGGAGAAUCUCAGUUUGGCAUUCAAAACAGGAGAGACUGUUGGAAUCACACAAACCCUGACAGUGGAGGAGAUGCAGAGAGCAGGCGGUCCUGACUGGCAAAGGGUCCUGAGCUACGUGGAGAGCAUCUACCGUCACUUUGAGAUGUGACUGUCGGAGGUACUGACAGACAAUCAGGACUCUUCAAAGGAAACAAUGAGUUGUUUAUAACGAUGGCUCCCUGAAUACUAUAAUAUACCUUUUUGUUGUGUGUGUGUGUGUGUGUGUGUGUGUGUUUGUUUAUGGAAACUGGACAAACUUCUGUUUGCAAAAAGACUUUUUGACAUCAAGAUACCUGAUGAAAACAUGAUUUGGAAAAUGUUAAUUUGCUGCUGUGGUUUGAAGUUUCUUCUGCUUAGUUUUCUGUCACAUCCUUCAGAACAUGUCGUCUCACCAGGUAGAGGCUGUGGAAGUGGCGAGGCCCAAAGUAUUACGUUUUCAUUGGUUUGUGCCACCGUUGUAUGCAUUCUUAUAUCUUUCAUAUACUUAAUCAGCUGACUGAAUUUAGACUCAGUGAAAGCAGAUAGUUUAUCUGAAUCUGACAAACUGAGCAGGAGGGGAAGGAUUAAUAAAACACUUAUUUUAAACAAAAUGUGCCUCAUGAUAAACAUUCUCUUAAAUUUCUCUUUAUAUUUUCUCUUGAUUUUAUGUCAAGAGAACAUUUUUGUAAUCAUCCAAAUCAGCUCUUACUGUGUGCUGAAUGAAGAAUCCCACUUGUGGCCGAUUGUUUAAUUGAAAUGGGUAACGCCCCCCUAAACACUAUAAGGGCAGGUGUUGUGCCGUGUGCAAAUAAUCUGGCACAUGCCAAAUAAUAGGAGAGAUGCCACAGAACAGCUGUAAGAAGAAGAGCUUCAGCAGUAGUUACUUCGAGGUACUAUUAAAUAAACUUAGUAAACAUGGGAUUUUCCAGAGCGUCAGUGCUGGUGUUACAGGAAAAACCAAAAAGCAAUGGAACAACAGUAUUUCUUUAAUAAUCCAAUCAUUAUAAUCACACUAAAGAGAGAAGAGCAGCAAUGAGGACAAAUGGUUGAAUCCCAGAAAUCAAUAGGCACUAACAAAAUACAAACCAAGAUAAAAGGAAAUGUGUUCUUAUAUCGCUUCCUGCAUGAGGCCCAAUGUUAUUGUAGCUUUCAAAAAUAAAGUAUAUCAUUGACCACCAUAGACGAAUAUCUAGAUCUUUUUUUAUAGCAUUAUGAGGAAGGUAUCUGUACAGGUAGAGUUGCUGUAAAUGUCUACACACUGGUACUUCACUGACUGAAAGUACUGUAUCACAUCAUCUACCUUCACCAAAUCUGUAAGCAGUCCUUAAACUGCACUUUGUUUUAUCUGCCAACGUGUUCUGCUGAUGCUCUGCAAAGACUUUUUCGUGGACCUUUUUAGCACUCUGUAAAUAUGCACUUUUGUCAGCACCUUGUUGGUGUACGAAUGUAAUAAUGUACAGUACAGAUGUUACACAACUGCAUUACAGGAGUAACAUAAAGCAAAUGCAAGCCUACACAGACUUAUUCAUUCGGUUGCACCCUCACAGAUUCACAAACACACCCUUGUACACCAGUGCCGAGAAACGGAGCUUUUUGCCAAAGUCGUACGUGAUAAAUACUGGAAAGAAGUUUUCUUUCUUGAAAUGGACCAGUGUAAAACAUGUUCAUAUGUAACUAGUGAGAAAAAUUAUACCAAAGAAAUAAAAUGUUAAUAUGAA